Messenger RNA from Dermacentor andersoni, 375 nucleotides. Its product is annotated as histone H2B-like. The record is from RefSeq and is a predicted model, not a curated record. Gene Ontology annotation, cellular component: nucleosome. NCBI's taxonomy places the organism in Eukaryota, Metazoa, Arthropoda, Arachnida, Ixodida, Ixodidae. Gene Ontology annotation, molecular function: structural constituent of chromatin; protein heterodimerization activity; DNA binding.
AUGCCACCCCAGCCAAGCAGUAAGGCUAUUAAGAAGGCUGGCAAAGUGCAGAAAGCAGCCCACGCUACUGACAAGAAUAAAAAGAAGCGCAGGAGGAAGGAGAGCUUCAGCAUCUACAUUUACAAGGUACCCAAGCAGGUGCACCCUGACACCGGCGUCUCCAGAAAGGCGAUGUCGAUCAUCAACAGCUUUGUCAACGACAUCUUCGAACGCAUCGCCGCUGAAGCGUCUCGGCUGGCACACUACAACAAGCGCUCCACCAUCACCAGCCGUGAAGUACAGACCGCAGUACGCCUGUUGCUACCUGGAGAACUCUCCAAGCACGCGGUCUCGGAAGGCACGAAGGCCGUCACGAAGUACACAUCCUCGAAGUGA